Neltuma alba is the source of this 1458-nucleotide messenger RNA. Its product is annotated as TMV resistance protein N-like. Lineage: Eukaryota; Viridiplantae; Streptophyta; Magnoliopsida; Fabales; Fabaceae. The transcript is spliced from 5 exons. Gene Ontology annotation, biological process: signal transduction; defense response. The annotation marks the transcript as partial. The record is from RefSeq and is a predicted model, not a curated record. Gene Ontology annotation, molecular function: ADP binding.
AGAAGAAAGCAAGAUUGCUUCAACAACUUUCUAAGCAAUUGUUACUCUUUGGUCAAAACGAAAAGACUGAACCCUGCAAUGGCACAUGGUGCUAGAGGAGAAUCUUCUUCCAGCUCUGAUCCUUGUAAUUCAACUCAUAACUGGAAAUAUGAUGUGUUCUUGAGUUUUAGAGGGAAAGACAUUCGCUUGAAGUUUCUGGAUCACUUAGAUAAAGCUUUGGAAAGAAGUGGCAUCAAAACGUUUAAGGAUGAUAAAGAUCUUGAGAGAGGGGGAGUUAUAAAACAAGAUUUGUUUCAAGCAAUCGAGGAUUCUCUCUGUGCAGUUGUUGUUGUCUCUGAAAAUUAUGCAAAAUCUACGUGGUGUUUAGAGGAGCUUCAAAAGAUCCUUGAAGCUUCAAAAAUAUUGGAUCGACGGGUUUUUCCCAUAUUCUAUGAUGUUGAUCCAGCCGAUGUAAGACACCAACGAAAACGCUUUCGGGAAGCCAUGGAUGAACAUGAAGACAGAUUCAGAGAGGACAAUGUGAAAGUGCAGACUUGGAGAAGUGCAUUGUGUGAAAUUGCCAACUUGUCUGGUUGGGACACUAGGGGCAGGCCUGAAGCAGAUCUUAUAGAAAAAAUAGUCACAGAUGUACGGGCUUACAUAAUUCCUAAAUUACCAUCUCAUGUUGACAAUCUAGUUGGGAUUGAGUCAAGAGCACGUGAUAUAAUGUCUCUCUUGGAGAUUGGGUUGGAUGACAGACGUUUUGUAGGGAUAUGGGGUAUGGGCGGGGUGGGUAAAACAACUCUUGCUAGAGCAACGUCGUCUCUUUGCAAAAAAGCUUCUUUCUCAUCUCCAAAUAAAAGACAAGAUGAUGAUGAAUACGAAGGAAUGAAGAUGAUAAGAAAGCUUCUCUGCAGUAAAAAGGUUCUUCUAGUCAUUGAUGAUGUAGAUAAUGAGGAUCAAUUAACUAAUUUGGCCGAAAGUCCAGAUUGGUUUGGUAAAGGAAGCAGAAUAAUUUUUACAACAAGAGAUAAGCACUUGCUCACCUCAUGUGGAGUAGAUGAGCAAAGAAUAUAUGAGAUGAAAACCAUGAAGAAAGAUGAAUCUCUUCAACUCUUUUCAAACAAAGCAUUCAACAAAGAUCAUCCUCCUGAUGAGGAUUAUUUGAAGUUGUCUGAGUCCGUAGUUGAAUAUACAGGAGGUCUUCCUUUGGCACUUGAAGUUUUGGGCUCUUUUCUUUGUGGGAGGAGUAAAGCUGAGUGCAUGGAUGCUUUAGAUAGGUUGAAGCAAAUUCCUGAUAAUGAUAUCCUUCAAGUACUUAAAAUAAGUUACGAUGGAUUAAGGAAUGAGGAAGAAAAGACAAUAUUUUUAGAUAUUGCUUGUUUCUUUAAGGGCUGGCAGAAAGAAUAUGUGACUCAAAUUUUGGAAAGAUGUGGUCUUCAUGCAACAAUAGGAAUAAAUGUCUUGAUCCAGAAAACU